AUGGAGAUCAAAACAGUCUUAGUUAUUCACACUUUGAUGUUGAUUGUAGGAGGCAUAAGAGAAUGUCUGGCAAAAAAGUAUCUUACAGUGGCAGAAGGAGAAACACUGGUAUUGAAAUGUCCUCGAAAAAACUUCAGUGAGAAUAGACACAUGGAGUGGAGAAAUCCACAAGGCCAUCUUUUGUUCUUUAACAACGAAAAAGCGCUAAGAGACCCAAGAAGCAGCAUUUUUACUUUAAACAACUCUGAAUAUACAUUUCACCUGUCCAACAUUACCUUAAAUGAUGAAGGGCUUUAUAAAUGUCUACUAUAUGACAAUACAGUCAUUACAAAAAGAUUCAAAGUUAAAGUACUGGGAAUGCCAAAAAUAGAAAUGGCCGAGUAUAAAGAUAAAACAAUCAUCAAGUGUUCAGCAGAAGCGAAUGGCCACCCACCUGAACUCUCAUGGCUAAUCAGUGGGGUUGAAAUCGAAGCUCUACCCAAUACCUUGCGGGAGGAAAGAUCCGACAGGUCACUUGCAGUUAGCAUCUUAACAGUCAAAACUCAUAUCAGGAGAGCAACGGUGAUGUGCCUGGCAAAACAUACCGCUCUCCCAAAACAACUGAUAGAUUUCGUCACUAUUGAAAAUCACUCUGUUACAGCCUCCACGACAAGGUACUCCAGUACUAGAGAUGAGCUAAAAACUGACACAAUGAUCACAGCCACUUCUGCUCCUGCCAUUAGCAGUACAGCACACAUGGAACUGUCAUCAAUUUCAGAAAGUACUGAAGUGCUCCCAACAGAAGACGUCACUACCUCAAACAGCAUGCAAGUAGAGGAACAUUCCACAGCAAUAGAUAUAAGCUUGAUAACACACAACAUAAACUCUUCGGAAUCAAACUCACCUGAUGAAUUCCUGACCAAAAAUGCCACCAACUCACAAGGUUUUGGCAAACAACACGAUCUAAAGGAAAGCUCACACUUGCUGAUCCUGCUGGUCACAUGCCUUGUUAUAUGCUUGUUUAUUGUAGUCAUCUUCUUUGUGAUCAGACUGCGAAGGGCACAUAUAGCCUGGAAAAAAGAGAAUGAAGAAUCAGACCAGUCUGUGGAAAGCAGCAAAUCAAAAUCCAGUCAUGAAGAAAAGCAGGCCCAGCAAAGGAGAAGACAAGGUUUUUGGAACUCAAAUUUCACAGAAUACAAAGUGGAAGAAACUCCACAGAAUACAGCAAAUUCAGUAGCUACAGUAGAUGUGAUCACUGAAACACAAGACAAUUCAACAGAAGCUUGUAACAAACUUGACAGAGCUUGUGUCAAGGAGACUGAACUUUAGAGGAGAAUUCAGCAGGUUCUGAAUCCUCAUAAAAGACUGAACUGAUUUUGCAGUUCUGUUAUGAACAAUGGUGCUCACUAAAAGAUGAUGAAUAUAGCUACCAGUU
This is a messenger RNA of Sinocyclocheilus anshuiensis, 1414 nucleotides long. RefSeq names its product cytotoxic and regulatory T-cell molecule-like. Gene Ontology annotation, cellular component: plasma membrane. The transcript is spliced from 12 exons. The coding region runs from base 1 to 1308 and encodes 435 amino acids. NCBI's taxonomy places the organism in Eukaryota, Metazoa, Chordata, Actinopteri, Cypriniformes, Cyprinidae. Gene Ontology annotation, biological process: cell recognition; detection of tumor cell; positive regulation of natural killer cell mediated cytotoxicity directed against tumor cell target. Gene Ontology annotation, molecular function: signaling receptor binding. The record is from RefSeq and is a predicted model, not a curated record.